This is a messenger RNA of Ceratosolen solmsi marchali, 3916 nucleotides long. RefSeq names its product Thyroid adenoma-associated protein homolog (gene THADA). Gene Ontology annotation, biological process: tRNA methylation. The transcript is spliced from 16 exons. The record is from RefSeq and is a predicted model, not a curated record. Bases 26 to 3916 code for a protein of 1296 amino acids. Gene Ontology annotation, cellular component: cytosol. NCBI's taxonomy places the organism in Eukaryota, Metazoa, Arthropoda, Insecta, Hymenoptera, Agaonidae.
AGUUGAUUUGUGAAAUUUUAUAACAAUGUCUGAAAUGAAAUUUAGGUGGUAUAAUGAUCAAGAUUAUAAGCAUUUGGAGUACUCUUUGACAUGCAGUAGUGAAGAGAUACGACUCGAUACAUUAAAACUGAUUGCAAUAUCAAAAAAAAGUACUUUAACUUUUACAGAACAAGAACUCAAUUUAAUAACUACAUUUUUAAAAUACAAUCUCAGAGAAAAAAUUGAAUUUGUUCCUUUAAUAAAAAAAAUUUUAAAAAGACUUAAUGAUAGUUAUGCUGUUUUAAAGCGACAAUUAGAUAAAGAAAAUAAACUGAAGGAGUUAAAAAAUCUUCAUCCUGAAUUUUCUAAUUCCCUUGAGGAUUCAUUUGAUGUUCAAGCUUAUAUGAAGUCUUAUCAAAUAUUUAUAAUUUUUGUACAUGAAAUUUGUUUGAAUAGUUUAUAUCCUGGUGCUAUAAAUGUUCAUAAAAAAUCUAGUCUACAAAUACUUUGUCUGAUUGAUGAAUUUUUAAGCAAGGACUUACAAAGUUUUUUGUGGGACCUCCAUCAGUUUAAGAAAUUACUUGAUUGUCUUCUUUUAGAUACUUACGAAGUAAACAAAGAUAUGGCAUUCAGACUGAUUAAGUCAUGUAAGCUUACAGAAUCGUUUUUUGAUACUAAAAUAAAGGUUUUAGAACUUAUUAAUGUUGCUAUACAAAUGGGUAAUAGUGUUAGACCUCUUGACAGUGUUACUGCUGCAUAUAUGUUUAAAAUUAGUAUGCUAUCAUCAAACAUACAAGAAAUUUUGCUCGAGUUAAUCAAAUUUAAGAAAAAAAAUUGUAUAGAAGAAGAAAAUGUUUUUUACAUGAUUAUGUUGUUAAAAUUAUGUCUUGAAACUCCUGUAAAAUUGGCUGUAGAAAAUAUUGUAAUUGCUGUAAGUAAACAUUCUCUAUAUGGAUAUAUUUUUUGUAUUCAUAGUAUAUUAUCGACUGUUAAUUUAAGAAAUAUUAUAAAUGAUGAAAAUUGGAAAACUCUUUUAUCAGAUCUAGUAAACAUUUGCUUUAAAUUAAAUACUGCAGUAUCUCAGAUUGUAAAUAAUUCAUCUCCAGAAGGACAUCUACCAAUGGAUUUGAAUUCUCAUAAUUUAGAUAAUAUUUCCAAGAAUAUGGAAUCAAUUAUAAUCACAUCACAAAUGAUUUUACUUUGUUCUUGGAGAACUGUCAAAGAAAUUAGUUUAUUAUUUGGUUACUUAACAACGCACGUUUCAAUAUAUGAUGACACAAAAAAAACUGGUUUAUUAAAUGAAAAUCAGAUUAAAGAAAUUGGAAAUCAACUUGUUUCUUUAUUGUGUGAAACGAAACAUAGAGGAGCAUUUGAACAAGCUUAUGUUGGCUUUGGACAGUUAUGUAGACGAUUAUGGCAUUUGAAUGAGACACAGAUAUUUCUUAAACAGCUACCGAUCAUAUGGUUGCAGCAAUUACUAAUUUCUAUUGUUCAUUUAGUACCUGAAAAUUCAAAAUUAUGUGCAACUAGACGAAGUGCUGGUGUACCAUUUAUGAUGCAGGCAAUAGUAACUUCAGAAAUUAAAAAAUGUAAUGAUAAAAAGAUAUUAACUUUUCAUUCCAUAAUAAGAAUUUUGUUUAAAUUGGUCACUGUAGAAGAUAAUUAUAAUUUAAACGAUGUGGAAAAUUUAUUAUUUCAAGAAAGUCUAUUUACUCAAUACAAAAAAUUAAUUAUCAUUCAUAAAGCUAAUGGAAUAGAAACAAAAUGUACAGAAUUAAAUAAAGUGACAGAAAUUAAAACACAUGCUUUGAAUAUUUUGAGGGCAUUGUUUAGACAUUGUUUAUUAGGAGACUUAGUCAAAGAUUAUAUAGCCGAAGGUUUCAUAACUGCUUUUAAAAGUUAUGACGGAAAAUCAUGGGCUGAAAGAAAUGCCGCAACAUUAUUGUUUAGUUCUCUUGUCAUUAGAGUUUUUGGAGCUCAGAGAACCAAGGAUCAUAUAAAUUUAACAUUACAUAAUAAAAUGACGGGAAAAAUUUUUUUUGACAGAUAUCCUAUUUUGUUACCAUUUUUAUUAAAUGAAUUGACAAUAUUUAUAAAUCAAACUGAAAAUUAUAUUACACCGAAAAUUCAAUCCAUACUUUUAAUAUUGUCUCGUUUGUAUCCAAGUGUCAGCUCUGAUAUUACAGAUGAAGACUGGCAGAUUGACAAAUUCAUUGAUUUAGUAUCAAAAUGUGGAAAAAGUAUUGUUUACAAAACUCGAGAAUUAGCAGCCAGAGCUUUGGUGCCACUAUUAACCGAAAAAAAUAUAUUAUCUAUUUUGUGCAAUCUUUUAAAUGUAAUGAUUACUAAAGAAUUGUCUCUCAAUUUAUUACAUGGUUAUGCCCUUCAAUUACUUGAACUUGUAAGGAGUCAACAAUUUUCUAAAGUUGAAUUGGCAAGUGAAAAACUUAAAAACUUUUUAAAUUUAUUAAAUUCAAAAAUAUUACGAAAUUUAGAAAAUUCCAACUGCUAUCCUGCUUGUUUUCCUGUAUCUACAAUUGUACUUGAAAUUUUAAUAGAAUUAUCAAAACUUGAACAGUACAGUUGGAUUUAUAAGGAAACAAUAUUUUUAAAUAUACUUGAAAAGAUUCAAUUACAUUUGACAAAUAGGAAAAUACUGAUAAAAAAUCCUGGUAUUGAGUUGUAUGAAAUUACUGCAGUAAAUUUACUUAUUACUUCAUUGGAUAAUGACAACUAUACUGGCCCAUUAAUAAAUAAUCAAAGUUCUGCCUCUAAAUUUUGGAUACUUUUAUUACAUCAUAAUAAUACUGAAAUGUUAUCAGUUAUUUGGUCAAAAUUAAUUUAUAUAGUACAAAAAACAAACAGUCCAAUGUUGUAUAACUUAGGAUUUAUGACAUCUGUUAAAACACUGCAAGCACCUAUCACCCAUUCUGAUGUACAAGAUGAAGUCUUUGAAUUUAUGUAUAAAGCGAUUAUAGAUAUGGAAAAAGAUGUUCAAUACACUCAUAGUACUUUUACAACAGAAAUGGAAAAAUUUUUAAUGUGCAUUAAAAUUUUUAAGAAACUGAGUUUCCAACUUAAAAUGAAAACAUUUUAUCCGAGAGGCACAUUUUUCAAAUUAUUUGGAAAGACGUUUGGAAUUAUUUUAAAAAAAUAUAAUGAUUUUAAAUUAGAUUUUAAAAUUUUGAAAGAAUUUAAAAUCAUUAUUUAUGAUACUUUUUUAAAUUAUUCUGAUAUGGAAUCAAAUAUUGAUUGUAGAAUCGGUAUAUCUGAAGUAUUAUUUGAUCUCUAUAUUAAUCCAAUGAAAAAUCAUGAUAUUUAUUUCAUUUUGAAUUGGUGGACAAUACUCUUACAAUUAAUAUAUGACGAUAAUAUUCAAAUCAGAUCAAAUGCAGCGAAAAUUGUAGAUAAAUUGUUACCAGGAAGUAAAUUAGGCUGUGAAGCAAUUAUAAUAGAGGUAUUUUUUCAAAAGUUUGUAUUAACAUUUGGAGAAAAUAUUGAAGCUAUUGUGGCUGCAUUUUUUUGUUGGUGUAUGUCAACAUCAGCAGUUCUUAUUGAAGAAAUGGAUGAAACCGAUGUUUUUAAUAAAAGUUGUAAUUAUGAGUGUUUUGAUCCAUUACUAAUUAAAGAUAUGUGCAUUUUUCAUUUAAAGCAGAUUAUUUCUAAAUAUAAUUUAGCUUCAAGAACAUUAUCCAAUUCAAUAAAGGAAUGGAUACAAAAACAGCUUAAAUUAGAUAAUACUUAUGAGUUUCAAAAUUUAAUCGAAUUAAUAGUCAAAUAUCAAAAUAUGAUUCCUAAUACUGAAAAACCAUUAAAAAGGCUAUUGGAUCCAACAUAUCCAGCUAAAUUAAUAAAAGAAAUUUCAUACUUGGAUAUUAAACAAAUAAUAAUAAGUAAAAAUGUUUUGACUAUUCUUGGGAAGAUUUUUGAGUCAUAA